Cicer arietinum (chickpea) is the source of this 1092-nucleotide messenger RNA. RefSeq names its product mediator of RNA polymerase II transcription subunit 22a. The record is from RefSeq and is a predicted model, not a curated record. Lineage: Eukaryota; Viridiplantae; Streptophyta; Magnoliopsida; Fabales; Fabaceae. Gene Ontology annotation, molecular function: transcription coregulator activity. Gene Ontology annotation, cellular component: mediator complex. Gene Ontology annotation, biological process: regulation of transcription by RNA polymerase II.
CCCAGCAAUUUUAUUCUUUCGUCUCUAUUUCUCCUUUUCUUUCUCUUCACUAUUUCGUUCCCUUCUAAAUCACUCAAACCAAACACACCCACACCACAACCUGUAGAAACGAGUAGAAGCUACUGCCGUUUCACCUGUGAAGGCUUCAUCACUUUGUCACUGAGUUUCGUCACAAGGAAAGAAGGAGAGAAUGAACAAAGGUGGACCAGGUGGUGGUGGGCCGACCGCGGCAGCAGCGGCAGCUGCAGCCCAGAAGCAGAAGACGUUAUUGCAGCGAGUGGAUGGUGAUAUUGCUAACAUUGUCGACAAUUUUAGCCACCUCGUCAAUGUGGCCAGGGUAAAUGAUCCUCCUGUUAGAAAUUCACAGGAAGCUUUUAUGAUGGAGAUGCGUGCUGCUAGGAUGGUUCAAGGAGCUGAUUCUCUACUUAAAUUGGUGUCGGAGCUGAAGCAGACUGCAAUAUUCUCAGGAUUUGCUUCCCUUAAUGACCAUGUAGAACAAAGAAAGGUUGAGUUUAACCAACUGGCAGAAAAAUCGGACCGCACAUUAUCUAGGAUUGGAGAGGACGCUGCAGCUAGCCUGAAAGAACUUGAAUCCCAUUAUUCAUCUUCUGCACAGAAGACUAAUCAAAAUAUGGAUCCGUAGUUGAGAAUCCACAUCAAUGCUUUGCUUUCACCUGUCACUUAAUGUAUGAUAUCUUUAGUAUAAAAAUAGACUGUAUUGUUUUUCCGAAAGUGAGUCUUGGCACAACGGUUAGGGUUGUAUGACUAGGAGGUUGUAGGUUCUAAGUUGUGGAAUAAUGGAAUCAAUCUCUUGCAAAUUUAAGACAAGGUUGUCUACAAUAGAUCUGCAAUGAGAUUGACCCUUUUAUGGAUCUACAAUUUUGUUGUUUGGACUUCUUUAUCUCUUUUAUUAGGAAUGGUUAUGACUUAACUCAUUAUUAGGAAUUGUUAUCCCAUUAUAGAGAAAAUAGAAAGCAACAUAGCCUUGCAUAUUAUAAAUGCAUGGAAUAUUAGACGUAGUUGUGCCAUAUGGAAGAAUGUAGAAUUAAAUGAGAAGCACGCAAUCAUUUAACGUGUGAUUUUUCUCCGUCA